Molecule: messenger RNA, 1156 nt
Organism: Salvelinus fontinalis (brook trout)
Lineage: Eukaryota; Metazoa; Chordata; Actinopteri; Salmoniformes; Salmonidae
Product: NACHT, LRR and PYD domains-containing protein 1 homolog
Exons: 6
Coding region: 317-1156 (279 amino acids)
Cellular component (GO): canonical inflammasome complex
Source: RefSeq, a predicted model, not a curated record
AUAUCAGUUCUGUUAUACUCAGACAUUUAACAGUUUUAGAAACGUUAGAGUGUUUUCUAUCCAAAUCUACAAAUUAUAUGCAUAUCCUAGCUUCUGGGCCUCAGUAACAGGCAGUUUACUUUGGGCACGCUUUUCAUCCGGACAUCAAAAUACUGCCCCCUACCCAAGAGAGGUUAAUUGAUAAAUCACCAGCAUUCCAUGUAACUUUGAAUACAUAUAUUAGAUUAUUUACUUUGGUUAAUGGGCCAGUUUCCCAGACACAGAUUAAGUCUAGUCCUGGACCUUAAAGAACUUUCUAUUGAAACUUCCAUUGGGCAUGCUUUUUAGUCCAGCACUAGACUCAAUCUGUGUCCAGGAAACAGGCCCCAUAUGUAUUACUGAUAUGCUUGUCCUUGUUCAGGACUCCACACACUGGCUUCAGAUUGAACCCUUGACUUCCACUGUCCAGGGAGUGACAAUGUUCAGACACAGGACACCCAAAGGGAGUUAUGAGUGCACAGUGUCUGGGCUCCGCUGGCUGUGUGAGAGAGAUGUCAUUCUGAAGUAUCACUUCAGGAACUGGGAACACUACAGUCAACUUCUGCAAGACAUGCAGUACACACAAGGUGGUCCAUUGCUGGACAUCACUAUGGAGUUAGGUGAACUGGAGGAAGUUCAUCUGCCACACUUUGUCUGUUUAGGGACCAACCCUUCCCUGAGGAAUGAGAUGAAGAUUCUUCAUGUAGAGGAACAUGGAGUGUCUUUUGAGGAAGUGCAUGAGGUCACCAGAUUCCAUGCUAAGAUUCUCCAUCCCAAGUUCUCAUCUGUCUCUGUUGUACUGAACUAUAUCGCCUGUUGGAACGUAGAUGUCCACUGUGACGGGAUCCUCUAUUUGGCAGUAAAAAGGUCAACAGUAAUUUCAAGGCUGUACCUGCUCCUCAGAAACUCCAGUCAGAAAGAGGCUGUUCAGGAACGGGAGAAAAAUCAGCUGUCCCAAGGAUAUUCAGAAUUUCUCCUGUCAAAUCCAAACGGGUCCUUAACCUGUGUCAAAACCGGCCCACCUGUGGGGAAGAGGUUUGACUAUCUGUCAGCCAUUUGCCAAGCUGAUCUGAGCCUUUGGAUCCUCGACCAGGAGAGUCACGACAGUUCCCCUCUGCCAUUUUCCAAGCUGAUCUGA